UAUUUAUAAAUUCAAACUGUUAAAGGGUAGCGAACGAAAUGUUUGAAAACAAUGGCGCUGGACAAAUCCACAUUCGAAACUAUUGCUCCAUCUCGAUUCAUCUCCUUCACCUUUCCCAACCCUUCUCUUUCCAACUCACUCCUUCGAAUAUCCGUCCUUGACUCACCGAUAUACCCCCUCAAAUCACCUCGAGUUGCCGCUAUGUUCGUCCCCAAACGCCGCGAGUCCGAUUGGAUCUUCUCCACCGAAUCGGGUCAUUUCCAGCUUCUCCACAACUCGCCUGGAAUUUCCCGUCUAAUUCUAGUCGGAAACCUACCCAUCAAUGAUAGUAGUCCACCAGAAUUUUACCGCCGUCCCGUGGAUAACGACGAGUCGUUACAGAGCGGACUCGAGGUGAGCUUGAAGCCUCUUUUUCUUGCUUUAUCACCCAAAUCUUGCUUUGAAAAUGGAAUCCCCGAAAUACCCAUUUUGCGUUACGAAGAUAAUGUAGUUCGCAGUGUGGUUUUAGGGAGGUUUAUUGGGUCUUUGGUUGGUGAAAUGGUGGUUGAAGAUGUGGAGAUUGAGGGUAGAAUUGAGCUGGUUUCGUGCCCAAAAAGGGAGUUUAGGAGACGGUUGAGGUUCAAGAGGAUGCCCAAUUUUAUUCAAACGGAGAUACCCAUUCUCCCCAAGAUGGGUUUGGGUUGCGAUUCUGCAGGAAUUGGUGAAGUUGAGUUUUUGCCUGAUAUUGGGGUUCUGGUACAUCCUUACUUAGCUCCUAUGGCGGCUAGCCUUAAGCUAGUUGGUAGCUAUAUUGAGGAUCGGAUACGAAGUGGAUUUAAGCCGAAAAGUUUGUGUCUUGGAGUUGGAGGUGGGGCUUUGCUUGCAUUUCUAAGAAACCAACUGGAUUUUGUGGUUGUUGGUGUUGAGGCGGAUGAACAAGUGGUAAGCGUUGCAAAGCAGUAUUUUGGACUGGAAGAUGAUGGACAUAUCAAGAUUUGGGUUGGGGAUGCAAUGGAUUAUAUUGAACGACUUGCUCAUCAAUCUUGUGACAAAAAUUCAGAUUGUGUUGAGACCGAAUUUGAUGUUGUCAUGGUUGAUUUAGAUUCUAGUGAUGUCAGAACUGGUGUAUGUGCUCCCCCUUUGGAUUUUGUAAGGAAGCAUGUCCUUUUGGCUGUUAGAUCAGUUCUUUGUGAUAAUGGACUUCUAGCUAUAAAUGUCAUCCCUCCAAGUGGUUCUUUUCAUGAGAUAAUUGUUCAUGAAUUUGGUGAGGUUUUUAGUGAGUUGUACCAAAUAGAUGUGGGAAAUGGGGAGAAUUUUGUUCUUAUUGCCACGAAGUCACCUGUUACGUUUCCUGUAAGUGAUUGUGAGAAUUCUUUUCUUAGCAAGCUAAAAGUGGUUCUCUCUGAUGCAUUCAUGGAUUCCAUUAGAAAAAUGUGAUGACCAGUGGUUGAAGGAAACUAGAGGAAUCUAGCUGUUUAAGAUCUUCUUCAAAGAUGAUGCAGGGGAGAGUAUGUUUUGGGAUGUAGACUAUCUUAAGUGGUCUCUCUGGAUUGAACAUUAUGAAUUAAUGCUGUUCCGUUGGGGACCAUUUUGAAGAAGUUUCUUGUCAUAUUGCUUGUGCUCCAUUGCCAAAGGACAAAGGGAAGUGAAUUAAGACAUACUUUCUAACUACUGCAUGUUGCAAAUUAUGCAAAGAGUAGUACUCCUACAAUCACUACUACCAAUAUUGCCGACAUCCCUCCUGAUGUGUUGAACCCAAAUGCAGUUCAAUUAGUUUCGAACAUCAAAAGGGAAUAUGCUAAAAUGCCUGAGACUGGAGAUUGGGACUCCUAGCAACAAUCUUGUAUGAAGGGGCUACCAGCCGGAUUGACCAAUAAAUGAUAGUAAUAGCAAUCACAAGAUGAAGUUCAACCACCAAUUGAAAACCAAUGCCAACUCGCAGUAUUCAAAUCACUACAUAUAUAUCUGCAAUAUAUAUAUACACACAUAUACAAAUAUAAUAAUUCAGAAUUGGUGUUUCUUUGGGAGUGAAAUAAUGGAGAUAGUGGGUCGCAAGGGAUAGAGGUUGUGGAGAGAGGAGGUUGAGAAGGCAGUGAGGUUGUUAAUUGGUAAUAAGGAAGAAACAGCUGAGAUGAGGAAGCCAGCAAGGUUCACGAACCGCAAACAAGGCUGUAGAGAAUGGGGCUUCAUCUCAUGCUAAGUCUCAUGGCUUUGAUCAACGAGUUAAAGUUGUUGAAAGAUCAGGACAUGAUAGAGUAGGACUUUGUUAGAUGUCUUCCUAAAAUUUUUCAUCUGCAUUUUUUUUUCUCUCUAAAUUCAGUAGCUGUUUCUCAUAUUGUGUUUUGACCGAAUUUAUUAAUUUAAUUUUCCUUUUUAAGU
Ziziphus jujuba (common jujube) is the source of this 2358-nucleotide messenger RNA. RefSeq lists its product as uncharacterized. NCBI's taxonomy places the organism in Eukaryota, Viridiplantae, Streptophyta, Magnoliopsida, Rosales, Rhamnaceae. The transcript is spliced from 2 exons. Gene Ontology annotation, biological process: polyamine biosynthetic process. The coding region runs from base 52 to 1416 and encodes 454 amino acids. The record is from RefSeq and is a predicted model, not a curated record.